Molecule: messenger RNA, 2053 nt
Organism: Ixodes scapularis (black-legged tick)
Lineage: Eukaryota; Metazoa; Arthropoda; Arachnida; Ixodida; Ixodidae
Product: piggyBac transposable element-derived protein 4-like
Exons: 4
Coding region: 1226-2053 (275 amino acids)
Source: RefSeq, a predicted model, not a curated record
AAUAAGGCGUCACUUCCCGUACGUCGCAGGCCAGCAUGACUAGCGGCAAUGCCGCACACCUCACAAAUGGCGCUGCACCCAAUGAGCCGCCAUAUUCGCGCCUUAUGAGCUUCCAUGGAAGCUUUGGUACCAUUUAUACAUAGAGCUUGGAUUAGUGAUGUGCGAAUUAUUUGCGUUGGUGGGAUAUAAGAUAGACCGUGACGACAGCGGUUGUCCCUAGAAGAAAUAUAAGACUUCCGCCCCGUUACGUGCGGGGAUUUCAACCCAGACUUUUUGUACAAUGUCUUCUGGAGCGGCAACAUAACAACCAAGGGGGGCUACUACCACGCGCAGACUGUCAACGUGCCAGGUAUGCCGAAAAUUCUCCCCCCUAGCAUUCCUCUUUUUAUAAGUAACUGGUUGAUCGAAGUGCAUAUAACCAAAUGCACCUUAAUUCAACAAUUCCAGAAUCUGAAGAACUGUGCGAUGUAGUGAGGUGAACGAAGAAAAGGCCGCUCUCAAGCGCAAAGUCAACAGAGUUCAUCGAGAUGCGCAAGAAGCCUGGAGUGGUGAAAAUUAAAGGCAGCUUGCUCGGGUAUCGGGUUCCAGUGCGCACCCUGCGGAGCUGCAGACGAACGGGCCCCUGUCCCGAAGCGAUGAGCCGCGAGGCUCAGGCUUGUGAGGUGGAGUCUCAGGAGAGGUGGCCUUCUAAGAGCCCGAAAAAGAAGGCUUGCAUGAUCCCGUCAGUCCUACGCCGCUUUAAAGAGAGCAUUGAGACUAUGGACAGGCAAGCUCAAACAACUUCCUAAAUACAUCUUUACCCGCUGCCCUUUGACAGACAUCCACAAGCUUGCGAGUGGCAACGCCCCCUUGCUACUCUCGCCACGUGACGCUGCAGCCUUAGGCCACAGUUCACACAGUGAGAAUAAAAACACUGAAAAUAGACGAGGGACAGACACAGUUCUUCCUGCGUGAGCUGCAGUCUAUCCAACACACUCUGCUAGAAGUACCUAGCCUUAACCCUUUACUGCACCUUGUUGCAUAUUCGCAACAUAGCGAUAAACGACGAUAAAAACAUCUACAAAAUGCAUUCAGUGCUAGUUCCGCACGUUGUUGCAUUUCUGCAACAUACAUCCGCGAGGCGAGCCGUCCAGUGCUGCCAUCUGUACUCAGGCGGCGAAACUGCUCUCUAAAAAGCGUGACAGCCACCACGUGGACGCUCAACAAGUGACACAGAGCAGACACAAUGGACCCCAAACGGUUUUACAGCCGUGGAAUUCCUUCCGACAGUGAGGACAGCGAGCUCUCCGGCAGUGACGAUGACUCUGAUUAUGUCCAACCCCCUGCAAAAUGUAGUGCCAGUUCAAGCGAGGCGAGUACAAGCUCUGACGAAGAGGAAGCUCCCGCAAGCCAACCAGCUGAUCAGUCAUCAACUCAAUCUAAGAGAAGAAUUAUCUGGAAGAAUGCAAGCCUGAUGCGGGAUCCUGAAACAGUGAAGUUCACUGGACAAAAUGAGCUUCCGCAGGAAGUUUCAGAGUUGGAAACACCUUUCCAAUACUUCAAGUUCAUCUUUCCAGGCGCUCUUAUUUCGCUUAUUGCAAAUGAGAGCAAUUUGUACUCAGUCCAGAAGGAUGCCAGUAAGCCCCUCUGCACCAGUGCCGAGGAGAUUGAAGUUUUUCUAGGCACCUGCAUGUGGAUGUCUAUAAUUCAGCUGAAGAACACUAGGUGGUACUGGAGUGAAGCUACCAGAGUAAGCCAAGUAGCUGACCACCUCACGGUGACACGCUUCGAACAGUUGAAGCACAACCUUCACUUUGUGGACAACAGCUCUCUCGGCCCAAGAGAUGAUCCUGAUAGAGACCGGCUUGCAAAGAUACGACCGCUCGUCGAUGCUGUAAAUGAACAGUUGUCGCUGAUACCGCUUGAAGAGCACUUGUCUGUGGAUGAACAGAUUAUACCUUUCAAAGGCGCAAGUGCACUGAAACAGUACUGUCCCCAGAAACCAAAAAAAUGGGGGUGUACCUGGAAAAAGAAACCGUGCACUGCAUUGGUACAGUUUGGAUCAACCGAGUAA